GACUGCGGACACAGUGCAGGAGAUGACCAGAGACUGCGGACACAGUGCAGGACAUGACCAGAGACUGCGGACACAGUGCAGGGAAUGACCAGAGACUGCGGACACAGUACAGGAGAUGACCAGAGACUGCAGACAGUACAGGGGAUGACCAGAGACUGCGGACACAGUGCAGGGAAUGACCAGAGACUGCAGACAGUGCAGGGAAUGACCAGAGACUGCAGACACAGUGCAGGGAAUGACCAGAGACUGCGGACACAGUGCAGGGAAUGACCAGAGACUGUAGACAACAGUGCAGGGGAUGACCAGAGACUGCAGACAGUGCAGGGGAUGACCAGAG
This is a messenger RNA of Staurois parvus, 337 nucleotides long. Lineage: Eukaryota; Metazoa; Chordata; Amphibia; Anura; Ranidae. The record is from the annotation of a GenBank genome assembly.